This is a messenger RNA of Microthlaspi erraticum, 822 nucleotides long. NCBI's taxonomy places the organism in Eukaryota, Viridiplantae, Streptophyta, Magnoliopsida, Brassicales, Brassicaceae. The record is from the annotation of a GenBank genome assembly.
AUGCAAGCUCAAACCGCCACCAUGCAAAGUUUUGCUGCUCAAAUUGCCGAGAUGCAAGCUCAGCAGCAAAAGUACAACGACAAGAUCGACUCCCUCCACGUCACCAGCGACGGACGAGUCAUCCCGACGGGACGAACCCUCUUCCAGACGCCGACAAGAAGCACCGCCGCGACUGGCUCUAAUGCCGCGACGAAUGGUGAGAAAGACACCGACCCAGAAGUGGCCAAGCUGCACCGCGAUCUCGACGCAAUCAGCUCCAAAGUGCACUGUGCCAUCUGCUCGGCACCCGAGAUUGCCAAAGUCCUCGCCGAGACGAAAAGAAGUCUAUUCACUUGUCGCAUCGCCAUGAUACCUCUAAGGGAUCAGACGACUCUCCGUCUUCAGUUCUACAACAAGGGUGACGAUCCUCGAAACUGGCUAAGAAACUUCGAGAUGGCCAUGAGAAGGCAAAAAUAUGCCUCCCCCGAAGAACAAGACACAAAUUACUGUCAAGUGUUCAUCGAGCACAUGAACAAAGAUGCAACGAGCUGGUUUUCGAAUCUUCCCGCCGAGACCAUCAAUAGCUUCAACGAUCUCACCACGGCAUUCAUGAAACUUUUUGGCAUGUUUAUGUCAAAAGGCAGCACCAAUCUUUUCACUAUGGCACAGGGAAAAGAUGAACCUCUUCGCGUAUUUGUCGAGAGAUUCAAAACAGCAGCAGCAGAUCACUCAGACAUCCCUGACGCGAGAGGAAUCAAAGCUUUCGAAAACGGGCUUUGGUUCGAAUCAAAGUUAAAAGAGAGUUUGAUACUCGACGAACCCGCAACCCUCCAAGACGCUUAG